Molecule: messenger RNA, 2317 nt
Organism: Anguilla anguilla (European eel)
Lineage: Eukaryota; Metazoa; Chordata; Actinopteri; Anguilliformes; Anguillidae
Gene: lrrc47
Product: leucine rich repeat containing 47
Exons: 7
Coding region: 39-1748 (569 amino acids)
Biological process (GO): phenylalanyl-tRNA aminoacylation
Molecular function (GO): RNA binding; phenylalanine-tRNA ligase activity; protein binding
Source: RefSeq, a predicted model, not a curated record
CUAGCCUCUUUUUCUGUUUCCGGUGUUCACUCAACAGUAUGGCGGCGAUGAGUGGUGCUGGGGAAACGAUGGAGAAUUGGCCUGAGAUAGAGAAAGCCGCAUCGGAGAAGAGACGCGAACUUGUUCUACAGGGUCCAAACAUCGAUAAGAAAAUUCAAGAGGGUGGACUGAAUCCCAAAAUUUACUCGCUAACACUCUUGAAUUAUCUUGAAAUCAGCCAGUGCCCGAGUCUAUUAGAAAUUCAUCAAGGCAUUGAAAACCUGACACACCUCCAGAGUUUGAUCCUCUGUAGAAAUAAGCUAUCGAUAGUUCCUAAAGCCGUUGGCAGUCUGAAGUCCCUGAAGGUUUUGGAUGUUUCUGUGAACGAACUAGAGGCUUUACCCGAUGAGUUAUCCCAGCUCGGCGAACUCAACACCCUGAACGUCAGCUGCAAUAAGAUCAGAGGCCUUCCCGCUGGACUGAGCAGGUGCACGAAGCUGUCCACCAUCAAUAUCUCCAAAAACAACAUUACUCAUUUCCCUGAAGACCUUUACUCCGCUCAUCUGGAACUUCUCAGCACAAUUGUUGCAUCUGAGAAUUCAAUCGAAGAACUGAGUGGAGAUAUCAGUAAUCUGUCGGCACUUAAGAAUCUGGACCUCUCCAACAACAAAUUAACUGAUAUCCCAUUCGACCUAGCCGACUGCGCUAAACUGAAGGAGAUCAACUUUAAGGGGAACAAACUCAAAGACAAGCGACUGGAAAAGAUGGUGAAUGGUUGCCAAACUAAAUCCAUUCUAGACUACCUGCGGGCUGGCGGCAGAGGUAAAGGAAAAGGUAACCAGCACAACGAAAGCGAGAAGGAAUCUAGCAGGGAGAAAGAUAAAAAGAAAAGGACCGACAAGCGACAGAAACAUAAAAAAGAUGAGGACGAGAUGGAAGAAGUAAACCGAAUGGUAGUGAAGGUUCUACAUGUCUCGGAUAGCGCUACAGCGUUCACGGUGAAAGUGGCCUCACUAGUGAAGGACGUCCGGCCCUACAUCGUUUGCUGUGUUGUGAAAGGCAUGAAUUUGAAGCCAGGAAAUGCACUUAAGAGGUUUCUCGUCGCACAGAUGAAACUCCAUGAUGAAAUGUGUGGGAAAAGAACACUGGCAACAAUUGCAACCCAUGACCUGCAGUUCCUUCACUGGCCACUGCUAUAUGAUGCCAGACCCCCUACAUUGCUGAAGAUUGUCCCACUGAGCCGUAAAGAGACGAACGCUGUGGACCUGCUGAGGCAGCUCCAGUUUGAGGCGGAGGAGCAGAGGAAGCAGAAGAAGCGGCAGAAUGUGUCGGGCCUCCACAAAUAUUUGCAGCUUCUUGAUGGGAAAGAAAACUACCCCUGUGUGGUUGAUGCACAGGAUCACAUCGUUUCAUUUCCACCGAUCACCAACAGUGAGAAAACAAAGAUGAGAAAGUCCACAGCUGAGUUGUUUGUGGAGGUGACCAGCUCUACCAGUCUGCAGAUCUGUAAGGAUGUUAUGGAUGCUCUGAUUGUGAAAAUGGCCGAGCUGAACAAGUUCACCUUCGAGCACAAAGAGGAGGUCCAUUCGGACGGGGAGUCGGACCCGGUCGCCGAGCCCGCCGCGGAACCGGCGCCGAGCGAGAUGACCUCGUCGGAACUCGUGGUGCAGCAGGUCCGAGUCGUGGACACGGACGGGAACCUCAAGGUCGUGUAUCCGUCGAAAACGGACCUCGCGUCAGACGCGACCAACCUGACCGUCAUACGCUAGCACCGUCCCAAGGGCAAACGCUGCACUCUUCAUUUAGAAGAAUAGGAAAACACUGGCUUUGUAAAUGCAGUGCAGAAAUGUGGCCCUUGAUCUGUUCUUUACUCUUUUGGUCACAUCGAUUGACUUCCUACAUAUUAGUGGGAUUCUCGUAUGUAGAUGUGUACACCAAUAGGACUGUACUAACUGUAACACCAAACACUUUGUAAAAUUACAUUUGAUUUUAUGUUAUUUCAGUGUCUGUGGGCAAUAUAUAUAUGUGGGGAGACAACAUGUACUGUCCCCUGUGUUCAGCAAGUAUGAAAUUAAAUGGCACUACAGAGGGAUCUUAAAUUAGAAAAAUUGAUGGUUUAUUGGGUUCUAAAUCUGGUUGUAUGUUUUGUUUCAGUUCUUAACACCUAUUUAGCUUGUGUGUCAAAAGACACAACAUCGGUGUUUACUACUUUAACUGCUAAUGCUAGUCCUGUUAUUCCACAGAAGAUGCAGGGCGUGAAUGUAUUUGACAUCUGAUCUACAGUGAUUAUUCACAUUUAUUGGGAUUCAUAUUAAAUAUCUGUGUCACUGUAAGACAA